This is a messenger RNA of Brienomyrus brachyistius, 1631 nucleotides long. RefSeq names its product kelch-like protein 10. The record is from RefSeq and is a predicted model, not a curated record. The annotation marks the transcript as partial. NCBI's taxonomy places the organism in Eukaryota, Metazoa, Chordata, Actinopteri, Osteoglossiformes, Mormyridae. Gene Ontology annotation, molecular function: protein binding. The transcript has 5 exons.
AUUUCGAGUGAUAUAAAAAGGAGAAAGAGACGAGACAUCCACAUUUUUGAAUAAUGAUGGCACACGACAUGGAGCGAGUACUGAUGUCCCCGGCGUUUGAAGUGUUCAACAAGCUUCGGCUGGCAGGACAGCUUUGUGACGUGGUCCUCAUCGCAGACGGUGUUAAAUUCAACGCCCAUAGAGUAAUUCUGUGUGGCUGUAGCUCCUACUUCCAGGCUCUGUUCGCCAGUGACUGGAGUGAUUCAGGAAAGCGGGAGUACCAACUCCCAGGCAUUUCCCCAGAAACAUUGAGGCAGGUCAUAGAGUACGCCUACACGUACUCUGUGGUCAUCACAGCUGACAAUGUGGAGAACCUCCUGGCAGCUGCUGAUUAUCUCAGUGUCUUGGGCAUCGUGCAGCGCUGCUGUGAUUUCCUGCAUGAGCAGCUCUGCCUCAACAACUGCAUUGGCCUUCUUAAAAUCGCCGAUGUCUACUGUGUAAACGAGCUGCACCAGUCUGCAUUCAACUUCAUCUUGAAAAACUUCAAGGAGGUUGCCAUCAGCUCAAACGAGUUCCCAGAAAUAAGUCUUGAACAACUUUAUGACAUCAUAGAGCAGGAUGAGCUUAAUGUCAGAGAAGAGGAUGUGGUGUUUGAGGCCAUCCUCCGGUGGAUCGAGCACGAGCCUGCCACCCGAGAGGCCCACAUUUCAGUCCUAUUGCCCAAGAUUCGGAUGGCUCGUAUGGAUUCGGAGUACUUCAUGAAAAUCGUCAAAGCCAACGAUCUAGUGAAGGCCAAUGCAGCGUGCAGGCCAAUUAUCACUGAUGUACUGAAGAUGAUAUAUGAUCUCGACAAUGAAAGUCCACGAUCUGACUUUGAAAGGCCACUGAUUCGCCCGCGCCUACCCGCUGACAUCUUAUUGGCCAUUGGUGGCUGGAAUUUCCGCACAACAAAUUGGAUUGAAGCCUAUGACACCCGGGCCGACCACUGGGUCGAUAUAACGCAGGGGCAGGAGACUCGCCAGUCCGGCCAUGGCAGUGUGUGUUUAAAUGGCUUCGUGUAUUGUUUUGGGGGUUAUGAUGGCCAUAAUUUCACCGAUGCUGUGCGCAGAUUUGACCCUGUCGCACGGACAUGGCAGCACGUGGCCCCGAUGCACUGGCGCCGCUGUAGUGUCAGUGUGGCCGUAAGUAACGGCUUCAUCUACGUGAUGGGUGGCCGUUUAGGCGUGUCGCCUCUGAAUAUCGUAGAGCGAUAUGACCCAAAAGCCAACGAGUGGACCAUCAUCCAGCCCAUGAACGAGGAGCGACAGGAUGCCAGUGCCACCACCCUGAAUGGAAAGAUAUACAUUUGUGGGGGUAGCAAUGGAGCUCAGACCACUUCCACUGCGGAGUGCUAUGAUCCUCUCACGGGCGAAUGGACCUUGAUCGCUCCCAUGCGCACUCGCCGACGUGGCCUUGGAGUAGCUGCAUAUCAGGGAAACAUCUAUGCGGUGGGCGGUACCAACGGGGUUCAUGCAGUGCGGAGUAUGGAGGUUUAUGACCCUGCAAUUAACCAGUGGCACGCUGCGCCUCCCAUGAGACAACAAAGAAGCUAUUUCGGCAUCGCAGUGGUGGACGGCUUGCUGUUUGUAAUGGGAGGCUCCGAUGGGUUCGAA